ACACAAACCACGCACUCCCUCACAGAUCCUUCCAUCAAUUUCAGCGUCGCGACGUGCACCCAGCGUUGAUAGUCGCUAUAAAAUAGAAGCGUCAAAUAAUCCUAAAAACUCCUCCUCACCGACGAGCAUCGCUGUAAAAUAGGACAGGUGGAGAUUUAAGGAAAGAAGAUGAACAAAGUUACUAAGAUCCAAACAAACGCAUCAACUACUGGGAUAGACAUGCCUCCUUGCUUUAAGGUGACCGUGUUCGAGCAGGAGCAUUUCCAAGGCAAAUGUCAGGAGCUCACCUCAGAGUGCCGCAACAUCCAGGAGCGUGGGUUUGACAACAUCCGCUCUAUCCGCGUGGAGAGCGGCGCCUGGUUGGGAUACGAGCACCAUGACUUCCAGGGGCAGCAGUUUGUCCUGGAAAAAGGAGAAUAUCCUCAUUGGGACGCCUAUAGCGGCAGUCUGGGCUACCAUGUGGAGUGGAUGAUGUCACUGCGCCCCAUCUGCAGCGCUGACCACCAGAGCAGCCGCAUGGUCAUCUAUGAGAAGGAGAACUUCCUGGGCCGUAAUGUAGAGCUGUGUGACGAUUACCCAUCUCUUCAGGCCAUGGGCUGGUGUGACAAGCAAGUGGGCUCCAUGCAUGUGCAGUGUGGCGCCUUUGUGUGUUACGAGUACCCUGGCUAUCGAGGACAGCAGUACGUUAUGGAGUGUGACAGGCACAGCGGAGACUAUCAGCACUGGAGGGACUGGGGCUCCCACUGCCAGACCCCUCAGAUCCAGUCCAUCCGCAGAAUCCAGCAGUAAUGCCUGAGGCGAACAGAAGGAAACGGGAAGCGUGCAGAGUCACACCGGUCAUUCUAGAAGCAGUCACUUUAUGAGGUGCAGUGUGGAAAAUUGUAAGACCUUCACUGGUUGCACUUAUGGUACUAGUAAAUGAUGGAAAUAAAACAAAAAAAAUCUACACAUUUACAGAUACACAUCAAUUCUCGUUCAAGAAAAUGCACUAGCUCACAUUAAUAAAUGCAUAUACAUGCCCACAUGUGAUCCAAGGUAAAGUGGUAGCAUGUAUGAAAAAUAUUCAUAAGAGGCUAAUAUUCUAUACAACAGAAGCACAGUGGUGGACACUGGAGAGUAGAAAUCUGUCAAUCAAGGCAAGAUGUGUAUCUGUAUAUGCAAACAUGUCACGUCUCUGUGACGUUUGAGUGCCAUAUGAGGACAGAUGGGAGUGUGUGUUAAAGCAUUCUGAGGAGAGGUUUACAAAUAAAUACAUACUCACCUCAAACUAGCAUCUUUGUCUUUUCAUCUGAUCUCAAAAAUAUUGUAACAGUACUCAUCAUUUUACACUCAAGAUUUCAGACUACAUAUAUAAAACAUGUUUAAAAACACUAUUACAACAGACGUGAAACACCUGCAAAUCACUACACUAUUUUUUUUUUUUUACUGUUUUUCCCAUUCUGACCACUUUUCAGAGCAAUAAGGCAAUAAAAAGGGAAAUCGUACUUUAGCGUCAAUGCAUGCUCAAUUAUUUCUAUUUGUCUGAAAUCCAAACUCACAUGGGGCAGUUCACAGAGAAUGCACUAUUGCAUCCCACCGUUUAUGUAAACAUGAUGUGCUACAUAUUUGGCUGGUACACUGGGUUAGAGUCUUGCAUCUUUUGCAGUAUCUCACACAACCCAAGCAACUUUUUGUUUGUCAAUGUGACCAACUUGCUUGGAAAAAUUCACACAAAAUUUUCAGUCAUAUUGAUUCCUAUUGAAAAAAAUUAUUUUCCCUGUGAAAAUUCACCUGAACAGUGGUAAAUGUGAAAAAAUAAAAUAAAAUGCAGCUACAGUUGUGUAAAAAUGUGUUCA
This is a messenger RNA of Carassius auratus (goldfish), 1835 nucleotides long. RefSeq names its product beta-crystallin A1-like. The coding region runs from base 169 to 789 and encodes 206 amino acids. Gene Ontology annotation, biological process: lens development in camera-type eye; visual perception. The transcript has 6 exons. The record is from RefSeq and is a predicted model, not a curated record. Gene Ontology annotation, molecular function: structural constituent of eye lens. NCBI's taxonomy places the organism in Eukaryota, Metazoa, Chordata, Actinopteri, Cypriniformes, Cyprinidae.